AUGAGUGAAAGUGUUGAACAAAUAUUCGAUGAUUUUAUAUCGGACUUCUAUAAUAAGAAUGAAAAUAGUAGAGAUGGUGAUACUAGUGAAAAAAAGAACGCAAAUUUAAUAAAAAAUAGUGAAAACAAACUAAUUGAUGAUAAUAUAUUAUUAAAUACUCUGGGGGAAAAGAAUUUUUUUAAAUAUACCGAAUAUUCGUUAAGUAGCUUAUACAUAUCUGAUGAAAAUAUACCUAUUGAUGAAGAUGCAAAUUUUCAAAAAUUAAUAAAUAUUAUUACGAAAGCAUCAGAUGUUAACAAUAAAUUUAAAUGGGUGGAUUAUUAUUUUAAAUUUGAUUUAAAAGAAGAAUCGAAUAUAUUAUCACCACGGUCACAAAAUAAAGAUUUUCUCUUUAGAGAAUAUUUAGAACCAAAUCAUUUAAAAAACAUAUCAUUAUUAAGAAAAUAUGAACAAGGUGCCAUCUUAAAAUCAUCUGAAAAAAAUAAAGUAGACAUUAAAAUUGUUUCGGAAUACAUCGUUCAUAGUAGUUAUAAAAAGGUAAUUACAUCGUUUGAUUACAAUUUGAGUCAUAAAAUUUUCGCACAAGCUCAUAUAUUUCAUAAUAAAUAUGGAAAUAGUAAUCACAUCGUUAUCUUGGUUUUAAGGCAUUACAAGGAUGCAAAUUUUUUAAUUCCUUUAUAUCAAGAUAGAGUUCUUGUUCAAGUGAAAUCCUAUUCUAAUGAUAAUAAAUAUUCAGAAAUAACUCAAAAAAAUCUUUUACAAUACGCAGAAAUUUUUAAGCCUUUUAUUUCUCUCAGAAAGGUUGACUACAACUUUGUGGAGCAAAUCAAAGAGAAAAUAACCUUUGCAUUUUAA
This is a messenger RNA of Plasmodium malariae, 855 nucleotides long. Its product is annotated as conserved Plasmodium protein, unknown function. Lineage: Eukaryota; Apicomplexa; Aconoidasida; Haemosporida; Plasmodiidae. The transcript has a single exon. The coding region runs from base 1 to 855 and encodes 284 amino acids. The record is from RefSeq and is a predicted model, not a curated record.